AUGAAGAUCUUAAAAAUAUCAGAGAGUCGUUCGUCUUGCGGAGGUGGCGGUGGGUCGGAGGGGACGGAGGAGCGUGCGUCGUGGCGCGUGACGCUGGACCACGACCUGGUGGAAACCCUUAGCGCUAUAUACCCUGAGUGGUUUAAGCAGCCGAGGCGCGAUCGAAGCAGAGCGGCCUCGCCCUCUCACUCGCCAGUCUCUCCGCGGACGCCCUCAACGCCUCCUGAGGACGAUACUUUUAGUUCGGGAGCAGAGGAGAUGGCUGGUCGUCAGGCAAGUGGCAGCGGCACGAGCGAGCCGCCCAGCUCGCCACCGAGAGUUUCUCCCCCAAAAGUUGUCGUCGACGACAGCCCACUGCAACCCGCCAUGGGCAAACAUAAAGAAUCGUUAAAGGUGAAACUAAUGAUGCGGCCACCGCUCAACCAGCUGGUAGCAAAAGGGAUCAUGCCGCCAUUGAAAACGCCGCCAGCGUAUUUCAAACAAAGGAUGCAAUUAGAAAGAGCAAAGACAGGAGAUUUGCUAAAGGCAAAAAUACAGAGUAGACCAGACCGUCAAGAACUGGAAAGACGACAUAUAUUAGAACAGGAAAGUCAUGUAGAUCCAAGUUUGGCUGAAAAGCAACGCAUGCUAAAGAAGGCACGUCUAGCAGAUCAACUCAAUGACCAGAUAUCCCAUCGUCCUGGUCCCCUUGAACUCAUCAAAAAGAACAUACUACAUACUGAAGAAACUAUCGAGACAGCCGUUAAAAGUGGCAUUCUUGCUUUCAAAGCGACCAGUGAAGGGUCGUCGGGUCGUCCACAACAUCCGUCGUCCUACUGCGGCCCUGUGGAGGAGGUGUCGCCGUCGCCCUCCCCGCCCUCCACCCUCUCCCCGGCCAGCGUGACCAGCGAGGCACAACACCCCGCGCCCGGCAAAGAGAGACCAAAGCGCCCAAAGCAGAAACCGAAACAGCUGCCUAAAUCGCGGCUCAAGUUCCACGAAUACAAAGGACCACCGAACGCCCAAAAGGCAUCAUCGCCGCCCGGUUCAGUGGAGACACCGUACGAGUUGCUCCUACAGCAGCAGAAGUUGCUGCUACAACUGCACACGGGGCAGCUCAUGUUGCCGGCGUCACCGGCGCCAUCUUCCGCCGCGUCGGUCGCGUCCGACACGUCCGACACUCAUCCGGCGCCUCCCCCACCUCCCCUCCCGCCCGCUCCCUCCUGCCUACCCUCCAUCUCCCUAGCUGCGGCCCGCUUCGAGGACAUGAAAGUAUCCGAUUUACGCGCAGAGUGCAAGAGACGAAACCUCCGCGUCUCCGGCCCCAAGCCCCAACUGAUCGACCGAUUGCGACCGUUCCUUUUGGAAAUGCAAGAGGAUACGCCACGGUCUCCCGCAUCCGUUGCGUCCCCAGAGUCGCGCGCGGAGUCGGAGCCGUCUGAGGAUAUAGUGCAGUCACAGCGUCGCUUGAUAGAAGAGUUGGAACGCCAACUGGAGGAGUCACGGCAACAACUAGAGGCGGUGAGGCGAGAGGCGACAGGGGCGGCCGCCAGCGAUCAGAGUCGAAGGCUUUUACAAGCUCAUCUUUGUGUCACGCAGUUACGAGCCAAGCUCGAUGCGCUCCAACAACAUCCACCGCCACCACCGCCACAGCGAUAUGUCAUUGCAACACCAGACUCCACCCCAGAUCGGUUCCUACGUCUAUUCACAGUCACAUCCCCGACAGCGAAUGAUGUAAAUGCAGAUACGACUCCCUCGAAAACGGGUAAUCCAGCUUAUAUCUUAAAUGGAGUUAAAGUAGUGCCAAUUGCAAUCGUUCCUACGACUCAUUAUGAGCCCGAGCGUACGGCGCCCGCGCCGCCGCCCGCGCCCCCGCCCCCCGUCACCAAUACCCUUCACCACAGCGCUGAAGACAGUCAAAUAAUGGACGAUGUGCUAGAGAUUCUAGUCCAAAAUGGUGAACUUCCACCAUCGGCAGUCGGAAAUAUAACUCCGAAUAGAUCCAUUGAUGCGGGCUACCUCACCGCUGGUUCGAAUGAAUUCACACCGACUGAUGUUAUGAGUGACGAUUUACUUAGCGAAACUCACUUGCCGGAUUCUCUUGACGGUAGCGUGUUACAGAGAGAAUUAAACGACGUCUCCAACCAAAUGAUGAGCCAUACAGAUUUAAACACGGUCCACGGCAGGUGUGAUGUUUCUGACAUCGACCCCGACUUAAGCGUUGAUAUGUUGACAAACAAUGAGUAUCACAGUAAUUUUGGUAAUUCGGACUCGACUUCAGGAAAUCAUGACGACUUAUUUGAUAGAUUACUCGCUGGCGAUGGCGACGACAGCAACAAUGCUAUGGAUAUAGACGUACCGGAGCGGAUGAGCAUGACGCCCCUGACCAACGGAGACCUGCUAGAUCAUACACGUACCGGCUUCGAGGAUAUGAACGAUCUAUCGUUGCCUCCCUUCCAUAACGAGGACACUCGGCACAAUUCUUACGACGAACAGGAUUACGAGUUCGAUUUUAAUAAUUUCGAACUUAGUCCAAGUAUGAAUGUAGAUAGCGAUACCUGUGAUUAUAUGAACACUGAGCUAAUUCCGAACUUGUUCGGGCGUAGUCACAUGUCGCAGUGCGACCCGGUGCUCAGCGGCGUAUUAGCUCGUCCCGCACCACGUCCUACAAGAAAACAUUACUCG
This is a messenger RNA of Brenthis ino (lesser marbled fritillary), 2664 nucleotides long. Lineage: Eukaryota; Metazoa; Arthropoda; Insecta; Lepidoptera; Nymphalidae. The record is from the annotation of a GenBank genome assembly.